Messenger RNA from Ipomoea nil (Japanese morning glory), 1437 nucleotides. RefSeq lists its product as uncharacterized. The transcript is spliced from 2 exons. Bases 1 to 1437 code for a protein of 478 amino acids. The record is from RefSeq and is a predicted model, not a curated record. Lineage: Eukaryota; Viridiplantae; Streptophyta; Magnoliopsida; Solanales; Convolvulaceae.
AUGCCUGCUGAGGUUGAGAGUGUGAAACCCUCAAGCCCCCGUGAGUCCAAGAGAAUAAAUGGCAUUCCAGUCUACACCUCCUCAUCUUUGGCUGAGAGUCUUGAACAUGUCCGGCACUUUGCUGGUCUACCUGCUGCCUCCAUUCCAGAACCCUAUAGAGUGAUUCAUCCUUCUGAAUCCUCGAGUGAAGAUGAAAAGAUCCUUGCUAAAGUCUAUGGUAUCCAACCUCAUGCAUCUACGGAUCCGACAGUUGAGGCCACAGCACAUCCUGAUUCCACCACCUUCAAAAUUAGGGAGAUUACAAAUCUUCUUGGAAGCUCGUCUGCUAAUGUUUCUGAUUCCAUUCAUUCUGUGACUCCUGUCCAAUCCCCAACCAAAGAAACUAGAAGGUCAAAAAGGAAGAAUAUCCCUGUAAAAGUUGUUGUUGAGACUGAUGAUCACAAUGCUAAUGUGGAUCAGCCUGAGAAGAGAAGGAAGUCCAGUGAGACCAUCAAAUCUGAAGCCAAUCCUCCUAUCCAACAAGUGUUCAAGACACUACGGUCUUCUGUUAAACAAAAGGGCUCUACUGCUGUUCAACCUGCUGUUGUUCCCGCAUCCUCUGCCAGAAAGGGGAAACCAUCCACUCGUUCCAAAGGUCGAAGCAUAACUCCUGAGGUUCAACCGGUUGAAGGUUCUGACACAUCUAUUUACAAGCCUCGGUUUGUAUCCCCCACUGCUCAGGGCAAAUGGUCCACCAUGGUCAGAAGAGACCUUAUUGUUCAAAGGUCUGUUGAUGAAAACCAGCUGAAUUCUGUGUGUGAUAUUCUUCCACUGCUGAAUGAAGUGGGGCUGCUGAAGACUGUCACCUCCAUCUGUCCAUACUCGAAGCUCCUCACUUUUGAAUUUUACUGUAAUAUCAAUGAAGAGAUAGACAUCUUAACUGGGCCUCGACCUAUGCAAAUCUUCAUUCGAGGGAAAUGGUACAUUUUUUGGCCUGACAUGAUCAAUGAAUAUUAUGGACUGACAGCUGUACAAGAAGAGGCUAUAAUAGACUGGAAUUUGGUGGCCAAGACUCUAACAGGUGGACAGCUUGAUACAUGGCCUACUACUGACAAGGAUUAUCUGCCAAGCUCUCAGCUCACCUCCAGAUAUGUCAUUAUGCAUCGUCUUGCUCUACACAACUGGCUUCCUUCAGCUCACUUUCAUACAUUGUUUGCCCCCUCUAUUUCUGAACCUGAUACGGUGGCUGAUGAUUCGCCACAUGCAAGGGAUCUUCAACUCUCCAUUCAGUUAAAGGCAAGGGUCUCUGAGCUUGAGACAGUUCACGGUAUAAUUGCUAAACAACUGACAGGGGCCCGUACUGAGCUGGCAACCGUUCUUCUUCGUUUAAGCCUAUAUGAAUCUGCUACUGCUGCUGAACCUGCGAAGUCCGACAGUGAAACUCCCUCCAAUGCUUGA